This is a messenger RNA of Entrophospora candida, 192 nucleotides long. NCBI's taxonomy places the organism in Eukaryota, Fungi, Glomeromycota, Glomeromycetes, Entrophosporales, Entrophosporaceae. The record is from the annotation of a GenBank genome assembly.
AUGAUUCAUCGGAUCAAUAAUGAUACAAGAGGAUAUGGUGAUUAUAGUGGUGUUGGUAGAUAUGGUGCUCAAAUGAUUAUGCAAUCAACAACAACAAUCGAAGACGAUUAUAAGAUAUUUUGGAGAAGAUGCCAUCCAAUGAUACCAGAAAAUGAAAUGCUCUCUGUUACCCAAUUUGAUAUAACAAAAUGA